CGAAAUUUUUGCCCGCAUUAGUUGAUGCGGAGAUUUCGAGAACUAGCAUCAUUGAAUCGGAAAGGGUCUGGAUUAGACGCGCUAGUUCGAGCCUGUCCUUGCAUCUUGCAGCUUUUUCUGUGAAUAGAGAGCCGGUUUCCGAGGGAAGCGAUUGUCAACAAUGGAGCCGACAACUGCGAAUCUAGAGGCUAAUGCGCCCAAGCGUGAUCCGCAGAAUGGCGAUUCCGCUGCAGACCAGGCCCAGGAGCCACCCUCGAAAAGGGCCAGACUCGAUGAUGCUGCGGGUCCCAGUGUGCAGGCUGCUGAUGCUCCAGCUCCGCGGGUGAAGGGUGUCGCUCCUAUCAAGGCUGAAUUUAUCAUCGAUCAACCCACGAGGAGCCAGCCCGCUCCGGAAACGAACGCCGAUGACGCUGCGGAAGCUGCACACCACGAUGGCCGCGCUGAUGAGCACAAAGGAGUAAAGAAGAACAAGAAGAAGACCGGUCAGAAUACGAAUCGCAAGUUCGGUCGAUCCGAAGACGCAAAAGGACUGUGCUCAAGCGUCAACUUCAGGCCCGAGUUCUCUCCCGCCGAGUGCACUUUCGGCGAGAAGUGCCGGUAUGAGCAUAACCUGCGGACCUAUUUGAAGGAGCACAAGCGAGAGGAUCUUACAACCUUCAACGGCCUCUGCCCCGUCUGGGAUAUCAACGGCAAAUGCUCUGAGGGCUACAAAUGUCGCUUUCUCGGUUCACACAUGGAGGAGCGCGAUACGGCAGAUGGAAGGAAGGAAUUGGUUCUGGUUGAAGACGAGGAGCGUAAGAAGAAGGUGCAGCGGCUUGUUCCUUUCGCCACAGAUGGUGUCGUGAAUAUUGCCUCGGUGGAGGAGAAGGUCGCUUUGGCAAGGAGAAAGAUGGAUUUCCCGAGGGCUGGACCUUAUAGCGAUUGGCUGGAAAACACUGCUAGGACUAUGGAGAAGGAGCUUCACAAGCGGAAUCGCGGUGGAGUUGAAAGCGCAGAGAGCAAGGAUGGGGAGUCUAAGGACGAGAAAGAGGCAAAGGAGGACAACCGCGCGAUCUACGUCGAGCCGCCAUUUUUGCCAUCGGAAAAGCGACGGUUGUAUUUCGGACCAGAGACCCCGGCCCUGGCGCCUUUGACCACACAAGGCAACAUGCCCUUCCGAAGACUUUGCGUCGAGCUCGGCGCACAGUUUACCUACUCGGAGAUGGCCAUGAGUUUGCCACUGGUCCAGGGAAACAAAUCGGAGUGGGCCUUGAUGAAGGCGCAUGAGUCUGAAAUGUUGCCUCCCACGCUUUUGCCGGGGGCGGAUAUCGUUCAAGGUUACGAUAACUCCAAGGAUUUCAAGUUCGGUGCCCAAAUUGCCGCAAACAAGCCCUGGCAAGCGUUUAAGGCUACUGAAGCGCUGGCUAAAGUUACUCCGAACCUGCGUGUCAUUGAUUUGAACUGUGGCUGCCCUAUCGACCUUGUCUUCCGGGAUGGUGCUGGUUCUGCUCUUCUGGAGCAUCCGGCCAAGCUUGAGAAGAUCAUUCGUGGCAUGAACACUGUCUCAGAACACAUUCCUAUUACGGUCAAGAUUCGUAUGGGAACGAAGGAUAACUCUCCGAAUGCCUUGAAACUGACGGAACGUUUGCUCCUUGGAGGCUACGAGACCAGCUUGCUUCAUCACGAUGGAGCUGCGGGUGCCGCAGCUAUUACCCUCCACGGCCGUAGCAGACAGCAACGGUACACCAGAUCAGCUGACUGGGGAUAUAUCUCCGAAUGUGCCGCUCUGAUCAAGCGCUUGGGCGAGAAAACCGAUGCAGUGACGGAUACCGUACGUGAGCCCGACGCUCGGACACAGCCAAACGGUGGAAAGGUUUUCUUCCUUGGCAACGGUGACUGCUACUCCCAUGUGGACUACGAUGAACACAUCAACAAUGCCGGUGUUGAUAGUGUUAUGAUUGGACGGGGAGCCCUGAUCAAGCCUUGGCUUUUCGAGGAGAUUCAGGCGGGUCAGUACCUUGACAAGUCCGCUACGGAGCGUUUGGCGAUGGUCGAGAAGUUCGUUAAGUAUGGUCUGGAGACAUGGGGAUCUGAUGAGCACGGCGUUGGUACGACCAGACGCUUCUUGAUGGAAUGGCUGAGCUUUACUCGGCGCUAUAUCCCUAUUGGUUUGCUCGAACAUCUUCCACCCUCCAUCAACGACAGGCCGCCAGCCUUCCGAGGCCGGAAUGAGCUCGAGACACUGCUGGCCAGUGCCAACUACAAGGAUUGGCUCAAGAUCUCGGAAAUAUUCCUCGGACCGGCCCAUAAGGACUUCAAGUUCGAGCCCAAACACAAGUCGAACUCGUAUGACGAGGCGGAGGGUUAAAUUUGCGCUCAGGACGCGCUCUUUAGACAAGAAAUAACGCAUAGAGAUGAUGUACAUACGCAGCUACUAUCAUACAUGACUAUAAGAUAC
Aspergillus sclerotioniger CBS 115572 is the source of this 2437-nucleotide messenger RNA. RefSeq names its product tRNA dihydrouridine synthase DUS3 (gene dus3). The transcript has 3 exons. Gene Ontology annotation, biological process: tRNA processing. Gene Ontology annotation, molecular function: tRNA dihydrouridine synthase activity; RNA binding; metal ion binding. The coding region runs from base 161 to 2347 and encodes 728 amino acids. Lineage: Eukaryota; Fungi; Ascomycota; Eurotiomycetes; Eurotiales; Aspergillaceae. The record is from RefSeq and is a predicted model, not a curated record.